Molecule: messenger RNA, 626 nt
Organism: Hibiscus syriacus
Lineage: Eukaryota; Viridiplantae; Streptophyta; Magnoliopsida; Malvales; Malvaceae
Product: dynein light chain LC6, flagellar outer arm-like
Exons: 4
Coding region: 32-313 (93 amino acids)
Biological process (GO): microtubule-based process
Cellular component (GO): dynein complex
Molecular function (GO): dynein light intermediate chain binding; dynein intermediate chain binding
Source: RefSeq, a predicted model, not a curated record
CUCAAAAUCCAAAGAAAAAGAAGCUGAAGAAAUGUUGGAAGGCAAAGCUUUGAUAAAAGAAACUGAUAUGCCGGAGAAGAUGCAGACCCAAGCCAUGGAUUCUGCUUCUCAAGCUCUUGAUCUCUAUGAUGUUUCUGAUUGCAUCUCGAUUGCUGCUCACAUAAAAAAGGAAUUUGACAAGAAAUAUGGCGGUGGAUGGCAAUGUGUGGUGGGUUCAAACUUUGUGUGUUUCUUCACUCAUACGAAAGGGACUUUUGUGUAUUUUGCUUUGGGGACUCUCAAUUUCCUUAUAUUCAAGGGUUCAUCUUUUUAGGGCAGAGCAAAAAACCAGCUUUAUUGGUCUGCAGGGAUAUGUAUGUAAAGGGUAAUAAGCUUGAUGAGUCUGCUGCUGCCGAGUUGUGUUUAAUUUGAUGAACUCGGCUGUUCAGAUGUCUCUUUGUGCUUGUUUGCAAUGUUCUUGAAAGAAGUUCUAUGGUUGAUUUAGAAUAAUGUAAACUGUUUUUCUUAUUAUGAAAUCGGUUGCUUUUCUGCUCGGUUGUCAUUUUCAGCAAGGCUGCUGCUUAUAGGUUUAUGGCAAUUGGCAAACUCCAGCGUCAGAAAUGGUGAAUAAAACAUAAACAGACGGU